Molecule: messenger RNA, 4098 nt
Organism: Linepithema humile (Argentine ant)
Lineage: Eukaryota; Metazoa; Arthropoda; Insecta; Hymenoptera; Formicidae
Source: RefSeq, a predicted model, not a curated record
GUGCAACGACUUUGAUCAUUUUUGUAUCUGAUUUUACGUUGUCUACCUGCUCGCUAUGGCACCUGAAACGUAUCAUUUCCCUUCGUACAGUGCUCGACUGAGGAAGUGCUUCUAGAGAAUUGCAGAAACGCAGAUAAUAUAGUAACGCGAGUUAAACAAUUAAAAACUAGAAAAGUAAUUAAUUAAUUAAUCUAUAACAGUCAAUUGUCGUUAAUUUAUAAAAAACUAGUAAAAUUAGUUUGUAAUAUUACUUGAAGAGGAGAGCAAUAACGCACGUGCGAAGUAUUAAUAGCCAGUUCAGAGAAGAGUGAAAAUCGCAAAAGAAGAAAAGUAAAAAAACUUAAAAAAAAUGAAAUUAACGCAAUUGAAAUGGCGAAACGCAAUUUUCUUAUUCCUCGUAUAUUUGGGAGGAACUGUCGGAACAAGACCAGAAAGUAUACUAGCAGACGUUUUUAUGAAACCGUUUACAUCCCACAAUCUCACUUCACCAGAGUGUAUCCGCGAUAGCAAUUAUUAUUUAAAGGACCUUGCCAUUUAUAUUCCUUGGGCCCUUCAAAUGUACGACGCCUCGGUUAAAAUACCAUGGGGCGUGAUCACCGGCAAUUAUAAACAGCUGGGUAAUUUCGACGAAUGUUUACGGGUGAAGAGUGACUACGGUUUCGUCGGACAGGCUUGCUAUCCGAAGAUACAAUUCGAGAUUACCGCGAAUAAUAAUCAAUCACACCGCGAUUUAGAUCUAGGAGAUCUUCUUGUGAAUGUUGCGAUCGCAUCGAAUGCGACGAAAUGGACCUCAGGAAAAACAGUCCUUUACGAAUUGAUGUGGUGCGUUCCGUCCACCUGCAGUCAUUCCGACGUACGGGAAACUUUAGAGUUCGCAUUGGAUCCAUUAAAAAUCGAAGGACGUGUAGAGAUGGAAAUAUAUGUCCCCAAGGAAUCCUGCUUUACAACGGAAUCUAUUCUUGAAAGUAAAACUUGGGACGUCUAUGAUUAUUCUUACAUAGUGUUACUGAUAUUGGUUGCAAUCACCCUUGUUGUAAUCGGCACGACGUACGAUAUGAUACAACAAAAUCAGACUGCGUCGACACUAAACGAUAUCUUAACGUCGUUCUCCUUACGCAAGAACGUAAAGCAACUGUUGUCGACCGAGAGAAGCCGUGAUUCUAUUAGCUCCGCAGACGGUGUGCGCUGUAUCAGCACAUUUGAAAUCAUAUGGGGUCAUUCAUAUUACAUAUGGGGGACUAGUGUCCUAAUAAACCUCUCGGAAAUUCCACACAUGCAUUACAAAUGGAGCAACAUGCUAACGCUAAACGCGAACAUCGUCACGGACACUUUCCUUCUUCUGAGCGGUAUGCUGCUCUCUUACAACGAACUCAAGAGGAACCAAGCUAAUCCUGACAAUAAGUGGAAUUUCAAAAAUAUAAUAUGGUUUUACGUUCAUCGUUACGUAAGAUUGACGUCAGUCUACGUGUGGAUAAUCGGUUUCUACGCCACUCUAUUCCAUAAAAUCAACACGGGUCCUCAGUGGGAUCUUGUGGUCGGCGCCCAGAAAAACUUCUGUCGCGAGAGUUGGUGGACCAACCUGCUUUACAUUAACAACAUAGUCAAAGUGCCGGAAAUGUGCAUGAGCCAAUCUUGGUACCUGUCAUUGGAUAUGCAGCUUACUUGGUUGUCGCCGCUUUUUUUCUUUUGUAUGCGGAAACGCUAUUUCUACAUUGUCACUGGCAUCCUUUUAUUAUCAUCGUUUUUUAUAAACUUCUUUAUAACCUUCGUUAAUCAAUUAACGGGUACCAUGCUUUAUUACAAGGAACCGAUAGACGACGUGGCCAAUGUUUAUCUAAAAAUCUACAUACAUGUAUACACUAGAUUUGGACCCUACGUCAUUGGUUAUUUUCUAGGACGCAUAUUAUAUGAAACGCGUGGCAACGUCAAACUGCCUAUCCAAAUGUGGCAGGUGAUUAUCGGCUGGCUAAUCGCUAUUCCAUCCUUUCUAUUGGUCGUUUUUUGGCCGCGUUACAUGUACUUCGAUACGUAUGAGUACAACGUAUGGGAAGCAAGUUUUUACGCUGGUUUACAUCGACUGAUUUUUGCGACUGUAAUCGGCUGGAUCAUCUUCUGUUGUGAGAACAAUCACGCAGGUUUUAUAAAACACAUCCUUUCUUGCCGCCUAUGGAUUCCGUUGAGCAAACUCUGCUUCUGCGCUUAUCUUCUUCAUUAUAUAUUUAUAUUUUACGAUGUCGGAAGCGUUCGAACUGCUGGCAAUCUAACAACCAAAGAUAUGUGGUACAAAUACAUCACUAUUGUGGUGUUAACAUUUGUGACGUCCGUACCCGUCAGCCUUUGCUUAGAGAUGCCUUUCCAGUCCAUCUACUCCAUCAUCUGGAAACAGUUCUCCGGGUGUAAACAAAAAAGAAAAUCGACAACGACGGACAAGCCGAAUGUUGACUCUAUAGAAUGCGGCAAUGAAGACAAGGAAAUCUUUCAAUCGAACGAGAAAAUGUCCGACGAAUCGUCGAUUACAUGCGACGAUGUUAAAACUGAACAAUCCGACGUUAAUUGCGUUAGUGUUAACGACGUUAGUUGCGAUAGUAUACACGACAUUAGUUGCGAUAGUAUACACGACAUUAGUUGCGAUAGUGAAUGCAGCGUUUAUCAGGAAAUUGACGAUACUGAAAAAAAUCACGAAAAUAAACUCGACAAUGUACGUUAGGUACGUUAUACAUAAAUUAUCAAGGAAAUUUCUACAUAUAGUGCAAUGUACUUUUCUUCCUUCGGCGUUUAAGAGCACUUAAUCGCGAUUCCGAGCAUCGAUUUCUAGAGUCUCUUUCGUCGAAUGACAACAAUCUACUCCUGAUUAUCUCGCGGGCACCCACGUGAUCGAUAAUACCUGCGUAAUUGUUUUCACAGCAGAAGAUGAUCCAGCCGAUUACAGUCGCAAAAAUCAGUCGAUGUAAACCAGCGUAAAAACUUGCUUCCCAUACGUUGUACUCAUACGCGUCGAAGUACAUGUAACGCGGCCGAAAAGUGAACAACAGGCAAAGUUUUCCCGGUCUUGCUCGCGGUAUCGAUUACCUCCAUGGAACACGCACAGACUCUGCAUUGUUUUUCUCGACUUAUUUUUAUGUUAAUUCGCCUGCUUUGUACAUACACAUAGGAUGCAAUAUGUGUGUCCCCAUCGUGAAGGAAAGGAAAAGUCAGCGUAAAAAGUCAGCGUACUUGAUCUUCGUACCACCGAACUAUUUUAAUAAUUUGACAAGCCAAGUUAGGCUAAGCUAUUUUAAUGUUUGCAAGUGAAAAUUUAUCAUGAGUUCGCUGCUUCGAACAGAAGAGCAGAAUGACGGCAAAGUAAAGUUUAUUACCAAUAAUCCGUGUCAUUAUUUAUUUAGGCCACUUUUACGCUGACAUUUUUUUCCUUCAGAGAUGCGGACACACAUAUUGCACCCUUUGAGUGAGAAGUGAGCGACUUAACGGCCAUAAGUAAGCCGAGAAAACAAUGCAGAGUCUGUGCGUGAACGGAAGUAAUCGAUACCACGAGUAAGACUGGGAAAUUUGCCUGUUAUCCACUUUUCGGAGAAGAUUGUUGUCAUUCAACGAAAGAGAGACUCUAGAAAUCGAUGCUCGAAAUCGCGAUUAAGUGCUCUGAAACGCUGAAAGAAGGAAAAAUACAUCGUACUAUAUGUGGGAAUUUAAUGAUAUUAUUAGCGCACGAAGGGUUGGUGUUAAUGCAGUCGCGACACGUGCGAAAAACACCUCGGGGACACAUUCACUGCCGUGGGAAAGAGAAAUGCGAAUUUUCAGGAACUGCACUAUUAAAGUUAAAUGUACGCGAAAGGUUUUUCGUGCUGAGAAAGAGAGAGAUUCUUUUAAUUAUUCAGUUCUAAUUAAAAAAAUAAAUGUAUUUAUUAAAACUUUAAUAACAAUUAAAGAUAUUUCAAUCUUGUGAUUUUUUAUAUUUUAUAUAAACAAAUAAAUCUCCGAACAAAAGUUUGCUAUUCGAAGUCUCUCAGCACGAAGAACCUUUCGCGUACAUUUAAUUUUAAUAGCGCAGUUUCUGAAAAUCCGCAAAAAUUAUUAAGCCCAAAAGUUAUUUAAUCUAGUUAA